Choloepus didactylus (southern two-toed sloth) is the source of this 4538-nucleotide messenger RNA. It is a transcript of the gene TMEM201, whose product is annotated as transmembrane protein 201. The record is from RefSeq and is a predicted model, not a curated record. The transcript has 12 exons. NCBI's taxonomy places the organism in Eukaryota, Metazoa, Chordata, Mammalia, Pilosa, Megalonychidae. Bases 476 to 2452 code for a protein of 658 amino acids. Gene Ontology annotation, cellular component: nuclear inner membrane. Gene Ontology annotation, molecular function: lamin binding; actin filament binding. Gene Ontology annotation, biological process: nuclear migration along microtubule.
ACCGCGGUUGGGAUUUUGGGUCGGGAAUCGAUUGAGGAGCCUGGCUUGGGGGAGGGGGCGGCGUGCCUUUGUGGGUGCCGGGACUCCAGGAAUGUGGGGUGCGGGUGAGAGCGGCGCGCGAGUGGGGUGCAAACUUCUGCCGCCCACGGAUCGCUGCCGUUGGCCGCGCCGCGGCGUCUGCUGUCCUCCCGCUCCGCCAGGCUCCCAGACUGCGGAGCAUCGAAGAUGGAGGCGGGUGCUCUCCUCGCUGCUUUCUGCCCCCAGCCCUUCUCCCGGGGCGCGGCGGUGAUGCUCGUGGCUGGCACUUAGGGGGCUGCGGAGGCCGCCCCAGGCAUUGUUCUGAGCUCCUCUGGGGAGCUCGUGGCGUAGUCACAGCCCCUGCUGCCUGCGGAGAGCCUGAGGGAUUAGAGCUCUGCAACCUGCAAUCUGGCUCCGGAACCGGCAUUCCUAACCCUGGGGCCACGCUGCCUUCAAGAUGAAGAAGCCGACUCACACGACUGUCAACUGCUGGUUCUGCAACCAGGACACGGAGGUGCCCUACGGCAACCGCAACUGCUGGGACUGUCCCCACUGCGAGCAGUACAACGGCUUCCAGGAGAACGGCGACUACAACAAGCCGAUCCCGGCGCAGUACCUGGAGCACCUGAACCACGUGGUGCGCAGCCCGCCCCGCGCCCCCGCCCCCGCCCCGCCCCAGCAGUGGGUGAGCAGCCAGGUGCUGCUGUGCCGGCGGUGCAGCCACCACCAGACCACCAAGAUCAAGCAGCUGGCUGCCUUCGCACCCCGCGAGGAGGGCAGGUAUGACGAGGAGAUCGAGGUGUACCGGCACCACCUGGAGCAGAUGUACAAGCUGUGCCGGCCCUGCCAGGCGGCUGUCGAGUACUACAUCAAGCACCAGAACCGCCAGCUGCGCGCCCUGCUGCUCAGCCACCAGUUCAGGCACCGGGAGGCCGACCAGCCCUGCACGCAGAGCUUCUGCUCCUCGGCGCUGAAGGCCCCGGCCCAGGCCACCGCCCUCCGUGCCCUCGCCUUCCUGGCCUGCGCCUUCCUGCUGACCGCUGCCCUGCACAGCACCAGCGACCCCUCCACCCCGGGGGACGCCCUGCCCCCGGCCCUGCCCCCUGGUGGCAACGGCUCGGCCCUGCCUGACAAUGGCACCGCCGCUGGGGCCGAGGGCUGGCAGCAGCUGCUGGGCCUCCUGCCCGAACACACCGCCAAGAGGCUGCAGGAGGCCUGGGCCUUUGGACAGAGCCACCAGACCGGCAUCGUGGCGCUGGGCCUGCUCGCCUGCCUGCUGGCCAUGCUGCUGGCCGGCCGCAUCAGCCGGAACACUGAAGCUUGUGGGGAACACUGCCCUUCUUGGGUGGGAUUCAGAGGCCCACGUUCCCGCUCGGCUCGAGGGUUCUGUCCUCCGAGCAGCGUGGGCUGUGGCAGGCUCCGGAGGAUCGACGCCUUCGCCACCUGCCUGUGGGCCCUGCUGCUGGGCCUGCACCUGGCCGAGCAGCACCUGCAUGCGGCCCCGCCCAGCUGGCUGGAUGUGCUCAAGUUCAGCAUCACGUCCCUGUGCUGCCUGGUGGGCUUCACCGCAGCCGUGGCUACAAGGAAGGUGACAGGCACGCGGAGGUUCCGGCCCCGAAGGUACUUUCCCGGAGACGUGGCCGGCCUCUUCCCCGCCGUUCCCGGCCUGAGCGUCGGGGGCUCUCUGCCGCCUCUGUUCGUCCCCAGCCCGCCCGGCCUCCUGCCCCUCACAGGCCAGCAGCUGUUCCGGACCCCCCGGCGGGCAUCGCCCUCCUCGCUGCCAGGCCGCCUCAGCCGGGCCCUCUCACUGGGGACUGUCCCCUCCCUGACACGAACAGACUCAGGGCACCUGUUCAGCGGGAGCCGCCCGUCCUCUCAGGUGUCUCCUGCGGGGGAGCUUCCUGUUUCAGAUUACCUCUCUCUGCUGUCGGGGGGCCGCCCCUCCUCCCCGUUCCCUUCCCCGGCACCCUCCGUGGCUGGCUCCGUGGCCUCCAGCUCCGGCUCCCUGCGCCACCGCAGGCCGCUCAUCAGCCCGGCCCGCCUCAACCUCAAGGGGCAGAAGCUGCUGCUCUUCCCGUCGCCCCCCACGGAGCCCCCCAGCUCCCCCAGCAGCUCCGAUGAGCACUCGCCCCACUCGCUCCGCAACGGCAGCCUCUUCACCCUCAUGCAGCCGCACACACAGGACGCCAAGCACCUCGUGGACAGGAGACUGAUGCCGGAAAGAGGCAGCGGCUGCAGCCUCCGCUCCAUCAAGAAAGAGGACGACUCAUCGCAGUCGUCCAGCUGUGUGGUGGACACCACCACCAGGGGCUGCUCGGAGGAGGCCGCCUGGAGAGGCCGCCUCAGCCCCUCCCUGGUCCGGGGCCUCCUGGCCGUGAGCCUGGCCACCAACGCCCUCUUCACCUCGGCGUACCUGUACCGGAGCCUACGCUGACCAGGGUACCUGCUGCUGCCACCACUGCCACUGGCCAUCUCGGGGCCAGAGUGACCGGGCGCCUGGGGCCUCAGAGACGUCCCUGAGGGGCUGCCGCUGCCGCCCCCUUCUCCAGCCCUUGACCUCACUGGUUUGUGAGCUGAGGUCGUGGUGGGGGGUAGGUCCUGCCGCCUCCCGCCUGCCCCCCGGAGCCUCCUCCAGACCCAGCAGAGGUGUCGUCCCCGCCUCACCUGACAUCGGGUGUGCGUGUUUGGUGCUGACACUGAUCCCCAGGCCAGGGAUACCCGGGGGUGCCCUCCCUCCGUCCCCUCCCUGCCUGGCGGGAUGCCACUCCUACUGUAACUGGAGCCAGAGCUGUCACACUGCGGCCUCCCUGACUCCACACCCAUCUCCGUGCUGUGCUUGGUGUCCGGCCGGGGCCACCGCAGGUGCCCAGGGCAGGCAGGAGGGUGGGCCUGCCGUGCCUCUCCCCCACCCACCACUGGAGAGCGAACCUCCCCUGGGCAGGCCCUCUGAGGACAUGCGUCCUCUGCCCCCAGCUGCCCCUCACCUGUCUGCCAGUCAUCCUGUCGGCUCGGCCCUGCCCUGGUCAGCGGGGUCCCCUGCCCAGGGAUCCUCCGAGCCCUGCGGGCCGUGCCAAGGGCCCAGCUGGCCCUGGGGCAAGUGUGAGCACCUGCCCCGCCCCCCCAUCACCUCUGGUGACCUUCCCUGGCAUCGUCCCCUACCCCACCCGUGCACAGGGCUGGGCAUGCCUUGCGCCAGUGACCUAGGCCUCAUGCAGACACUGCCCACCGGGUCCGUUCAUGGCCCUCGGCUCUGCAUCGUGUGCACCGGGCAGCAGUAGACUCCCUGCUUCGCCCGCGCCUCCCAGCUGCCCUCCGGCCCGCCCUGGGCUCAGGCCCCCAGCUCUCCGGCCUCCUGCUUGGCUUUUCUUUCCACCCCUGCUCCUUGGUUCCUGCCACAGACCUUCCGACCCGCACUGCAGCUUUGCCCCCACCCCCCUGCCCUGCUUUCCUGUUGGGGUUCAGGCUGGGGUCCCGUCCUGUCCCCUGGGAGGAGGGAGGAGGGCCCUCAGUCGCACCAGGACCUGGUGGGCGUCACAACCACCCGUACCCCGUAGCACUGGGCCUCGGACGAGUGUGGGGCAGCGUGUGAGUACACGCCUGUGUGUGCACGUAUGUUAGGCAAGUAUGUGCCUGUGUGCAUGUUUGUUAGUACAUGUGUGUUACACACGUGUGGAUGUGUGCACGUGUUUGAGCGUGUGCGUGUGUUUGUGCCACUGGCCUUGGUGGAUUCUGAGGCUCGUUGGGGGGCAGGUUUUCACUCUGUCAUUCAGGGAUAAAGGUUAAUUUUAUUUUUCUACACGUUUUGCCAGGUCAGGCUUUUUGCUGGUGAGCAGGAUGCCCCAACGCUCCCUGCCAGGGAGGUUUUGUUUCUUUCAGCUUUGGGUGCUUUUUUAAUCGUUUUUUAACGUGUGGGGAAGGAGACUGCUCUGACCCCCCCAUCCCCCUCCCCACCUCCUGCCCUGUCCCCACCCAGGACAUGGGAAAGUGGGGGGCCGGGACCCUCCGGCUGCCAGAAAUGAUUCCACCUCGGAGGUGGUGCCUCUUGGUCCCCGUGUGGCUGUGGGUGUGUGUGUCGAGUUGUUUAAUUUUAUUUCUGCCUCAGAAAGCCAAACUCUAUUCCCAGGCGGCCUUCCUCGGGGGCUGAGAAAGCUCCCGAGUGGGGGGCACCCCGGGCCCCCCUCUUGCUGGCCCUGGCUGGCCUCACAUCCCCCCAGGGGCAGGGGGAGGCCAGGCAGGGAGCGGGGUUCACCUAUGUUUUGUUUUAAAUAGAAAACACACCUUAUUUUUCUUUAUAAAAGAAAAAAAAAGAAAAAAAAAGGAAACCAAAAAAGAUGCCGAUCCUUGAACUCACACCUCAGCCCGUGUUGUCUUUCUUCUCCUUUGCUCUGUGCCCCUGAGGCCGCGUGAGGAGGAGCCCAGCCCGGGCAGGGAGGAGCCCCCACUAGGGAAGAAGUGAUUUCAUUCAUUCAUUUCUUCAGCACGGAGCUGGGGGUGGGCUGCUGGGGUUCAGGGGCCAGGUC